Fraxinus pennsylvanica is the source of this 1173-nucleotide messenger RNA. Lineage: Eukaryota; Viridiplantae; Streptophyta; Magnoliopsida; Lamiales; Oleaceae. The record is from the annotation of a GenBank genome assembly.
AUGGACAAGAAGCCAGAUGCUGUCAUAAUUGUCGCAAGUGGUGUUUCCCAUGCUUCAAAUCACGAAAUUACCGGUCCACGAGAUGAGGUACAACCACAUGAACAUAUUAAUCUGGAUCCUGAACUCGAUACAAUGAAAGAGAAGGCUGUGAUUAAGGAAUAUGAAAUAAAGGAAUGUGACACUGAAAAGCCUGUUGAGAUUACUAAACUUUGUGAAAUUGGCAAAUGUGAAAAGCAAGAUGUACAGAUGUCAAGUGAGAUUGACUUGAAGAAGGAGGGUCCAAAAUCUGAAGGUCAAAAAGUAACUGAUGACUGUAAGCAGUCAAGACAUUCUGGCAAAGCUACUAGAAAAUAUGCUAUUGGAAACUGCAAAAUAAAAUGCACUGUUCUGCAGCCAUUUGCUCUGGCAACCGAAAAGCGUGCGUUAUGUGGAACCCAUACUAAUGAGAUGAGGUUGACAAUAUCACUGCUGCAAAUAAAUCCCCUCAUGUUAAGGGUGCAGCUUGUCUCACUUACGGUAUCGAGAAAGCCAUUGCAACCUGAUAAUAAGAAAUGUCCUGAUGAAGAUAACCGUUCGGUUGCUUCUUCAACUGUGGCAUCAGUAAGAAAGGUCAAAACAAUUCUUGCAUCAGCCCCUGUUUCUAGAUGCAAUGCACGUGCAGAGAGAAGGAAGGAGUUUUAUUCAAAAUUAGAGGAGAAACAUCAAGCCAUUGAGGCUGAGAAAACUCAAUGUGAUGCAAGGACAAAGGAAGAGGUUCAAGCAGCUAUCAAGCAACUAAGAAAAGGUUUGUCGUUUAAGGCAAGUCCAAUGCCCUGCUUCUACCACAAGGGACCGCCACCCAAAGUUGAACUGAAAAAGCCACCUCCAACUCGUGCUAGAUCGCCAAAGUUGGGCAGAAGGAAGAGUUGUAGUGAUGCACGAGAUUUUGAGAAGGGCAUUGGUGCUUAUGGUCAUGGACCCUGUCAAAGUAUUACCAUUUACAGAAACAAUCUCUCUAUUUCAUUAAGAAACAGAAAAAUUGGUAUCGAUGUUCAGAAUGGUGCUACUUCUUGUAAACUCUUGAGUUUUGGCUCAUCAACUUUAAGAAAUGAUGGUUACUUCGGCGUGCAUGAUUCAGUGAAGGACGUAAAGUUACUGGCAUAUGAUCCCUUCCAAUGUGCCUCAAAUUGGUAG